Cooperia oncophora is the source of this 1086-nucleotide messenger RNA. The record is from the annotation of a GenBank genome assembly. NCBI's taxonomy places the organism in Eukaryota, Metazoa, Nematoda, Chromadorea, Rhabditida, Trichostrongylidae.
AUGUUCAUCUCUUCUGAUGGAAUAAAGCAACACGAUUUGAUCAAACUUCUUGAAAUCGAAUAUCAAAUCGUGUCUCAAGAGGUGAAGGGCAGUAAAGUUGAUUCUGUUCUUCAUAGAAACCAGAAUCAGACACUCGACAAUGUUGUCGCGAAGAUCAACAUGAAGCUUGGUGGCAUGAACUAUAACUUGAUGCUUGGAUCAAAACCUAGUGAUACACUGUGUAUGGUGAUAACUUCCAGCGUGAACAAGUGGGUGAACGACAAAGAUCGUCUUUUCGUCGGCUUCGAAAUCUCCAAUCCCCCUCCACUUUCGAAGUUGGACAUUGAACGCGGCGCGACUUACAAGAUGCCUUCUGUUCUUGGCUGGGGAGCAAAUUGCGCAGCGAAUCCUCAGCAAUAUAUUGGCGACUAUGUGUUCAUUAAGCCACGCCAGUCAGAUAUGAUGGGAGCAAAGCUAAGUGAACUGAUUGUUGAAAUCCUGAAGAAAUUCCGUGCUGCGACUACCGUUGUUCCUCGUCACAUUGUGCUCUAUUUCUCUGGAAUAUCUGAAGGACAAUUCAGUCUUGUGACCGACACGUACAUGAAAGCGAUUAACACGGGAAUCACAUCACUAUCGGCUACUUACAAGCCUAGUGUGACGGCUUUGGCUGUUUCGAAGGAUCACAACGAACGUCUUUACAAAGCCAACAUAUCGGGAAAUCGUGCCGUGGAACAGAAUAUUCCUCCCGGUACAGUUGUCGACACUAAAAUUGUUUCGCCUGUCAUCAACGAAUUCUACCUGAACGCGCACUCGGCUUUCCAGGGUACCGCAAAAACACCGAAAUACUCGUUGUUGGCUGACGAUUCCAAGAUUCCUCUUGAUGUCAUCGAAGGAAUGACACAUGCUCUUUGCUACUUGCACGAGAUCGUGACAUCUACUGUGUCGGUCCCUGCGCCACUUAUUGUGGCCGAUCGUUGUGCCAAGCGUGGGCACAACGUCUACAUUGCAAACUCAAACCAGGGGAAUGCUGCUGUGAACAGCAUUGAAGAAGCAAACGAAAAACUCGUCAACCAUGGCGAUCUUCAGAAAGUUCGCUACAAUGCGUAG